Formica exsecta is the source of this 2982-nucleotide messenger RNA. RefSeq lists its product as uncharacterized. The record is from RefSeq and is a predicted model, not a curated record. Bases 1 to 2982 code for a protein of 993 amino acids. The transcript has 11 exons. Lineage: Eukaryota; Metazoa; Arthropoda; Insecta; Hymenoptera; Formicidae.
AUGGGAUCUUCGCCCAGUCGUCUGGCAACGAACAGAACAACGGAGACCGCCGAUGAGAGGAUCGCCCCUGUUCCGGAAUCUCCUAAACAAAAGGUGGGGUCGCGUCUGGGGAUGCGGAGGGAUCCGUGCGCCGCGUGCGGGCUGCCGGUCUUCCUGGCGGAGAAGCUGCUGAUAGCGCGCGCUCCUUAUCACCGUACCUGCUUCCGGUGUGCACGCUGCGGCAACCAGCUGACGCCGGGCAACUAUUACGAGACCGAGGAGGGCCAGUAUUGCUGCGAGACGUGUCCGGACGAGGAGGUACUGCCCGCCAGCGUGCGUUGCAAGUACGCUGAAUCGACGAUUAUGUCGGGCGCGGAACAGGAGAGGAGUAGUGAACCGUCGAGGCCGCUUAGCGAUGAGGAGAAAACGGAGAGAAAGGAUGUACAGAAUCUACUGGAAAAGGCUAUGGUGCCCGAUCUGAUCUCCCACACAUCGCAGAUGCGCAAGAGUUUCAUGGCCGGCCACCUUCUCUCUGAGAAGAUCGACGAGUCCACCGCGAGAGACACGAAUACAAAGGAUGUCGAGGUCGACUCGGAUUAUCGCGAGGAGGGGAAGAGCAGGAUCGACUCGGCAUUCCCAGACGACGACGAGAAUGAGGAGGAAGAGGAGGAGGAAGAGGAGGAGGAGGAGGGAAAAUCUCGUAGCUCCACGAUGGAUUCCCCAGAUGCGGAGGAAUCCAGCGUCGAGCGAUACAAUGUACAUAGCGCGUUAAAUAGCUUAAACAUUAGAAGCGACGAGGAUCAACAAUCGACUGCCAUUUCAUUCCAUGACGUAGAUAAGGAGAAAAAAGAUAAAGAUACCAAAGAGUCGCCAGGUCGUGCCAAUGAACGAGCCAAUCCCGAAACGAGACUGUCCUUGGUACAGAAGAGACUCCAAAUGUUUGAAGCUCGGGAUAAAAUAGAUUAUACCGAGAGAAUGAUGAAUCAAGGCAAGGUGAAAAGUCCGGUGGCUCAGGGCGAUUCCUGGGACCUGGAACCGGACGUUCUUCGAGUGAAUUCGAAAGAAUGUUCGGAAAAGAGGCUCGAGGAAAACUCGAUGAUUAAAAGUACCGAUAAACGUAAAGACAGUUUUGAGAAUAUCGACAAACAACGAAAGGAUGAAGAUUCGACGAUUACAAGUAUCGAGAAAUGCAAGGAAAGUUUCUCGAAAGACAUUUCGCAAGCGAAUAGCGAAGAACAACAUACUAUCAAUAAUGCGCGGCUCGAAGAAAGCACAAAAGUUGAGAUUAUUGAGAGAAGAAAGGAGAGUCUCGGACAGAUAGAAUCAAGAGAGGAUAAUGAAAUAGAAAAAUCUUAUGAGAACAUCGUGGGAAGCAGCGUACUAACCGCGAGAGGCAUCGACUUAAGCAACCAUAAAGAUUAUCCGGAAGACUUGAAUCCCUUCAAGAGCGACGAAGAGGAUAGCAUUACGGAAAGCAAAGAGCGGACCACGAUAGAUAACUCUAGAAACAGCAAAGUGUCGACUAAUCCGUUCGAUAGCGAAGACGAGGAGGACGUCGAGGAACUUGAACCACCGAAACCAGCGGCUAGGAGUAAACUGGAAAAUCGGGGAAUCGUAACGGGAGCAUCUGUGACCAAGCGGAUUCUGGCUGCGCCGCAAAUCAAUCUCAAUCCAUUCUGGAGUGACGAGGAAGAAGAGCAUGAUAGCGAUGAAGAGGGACGAGGUACAGAGCCGCAAGGAAAUGUACCUAUACCGAAACCGCGGACUAUCAAGACCACCCCUGAGAUAAACGUCGCAUCGCGGAAAGCCGAUUUGAAUCGUGGAAGCAUGUACGCGUCUAAUAGUUCUUUGACUAGCUCCGAAUCGACUACAACUCCCAGCGGGACGUAUAGGAAGAAAAAGCCCGCCCCGCAGCCGCCGGCCGCGAAGGAACUGUUUCCAUCCGAUCAGCGCGAAUCGCCCGUGCUCAAGUCUAACAAUACACUAUCCUCGUAUCAUACUCUCUCAUUAUCACCUCGCACGAUGCCGCGAGCUCGGAAAACCAAGCCGGCACCUCCACCGCCAAUGCCGACCAGCACACCCCGUAACGUAUCGAUCGGUAGCGCGCCAAGUUUCGACGAAUCUCCCAUAAUCAAGCCUCGCGACUACGAUCACAGUCUAAAUAUGUGGGAAGAUCAGAAAACAAACAAAGACGAGGCGAAUCGAAAUAGGCAAAGCUUGAGCGGCAUCUCGUGCUCCGACAGUUCCUCCUACAUGUCUUAUAGUGAUAAAAGCGUCCAAGGAAAAUGGAAAAGGAAAAAGGGUCCCGCCCCACCGCGACCAAUUCCGCACAGAAGAAAGAUCAAAGUGAUAUCUAUGAAAGAUGUAAAAUUAGAAUUAGACGAAAUAGAAUUGCAACAGCAAGGUUUAGAGAGACAAGGCGUACGAUUGGAGCAAUUAAUACGAGAUAAAUGCGAAUCUGGACCUAGAACAGAAGAGUCAUCGCUCGGCAUGGAUGUGGAGGAAUUGGUUUUGGAAUUGUUUGCAUUAGUGAAUGAAAAGAACGAAUUGUUUAGGAGGCAGGCCGAAUUAAUGUUAUUAAGAAGGCAGCAAAGAUUAGAGGAGGAACAUGCUGAAGUGGAAUAUCAAAUACGAUGUCUCAUGUGCCAACCAGAAGCUACUAAAACUGAUUUUGACAAACAGAGAGAAGAAGCAUUGAUACAAAGAUUAGUAGAAAUUGUAGAGAGACGGAACGAAAUUGUCGAAUGCUUGGAGAUGGAUCGUCGAAGAGAGGUGGAGGAAGAUAAAAGCAUAAAUAAACAUAUGGGUUUAUUUGCUGCGAGAAACAAGAACGAGCUAUCGGACAAAAAUAACGAUUCUUCCAACGCGGGAAGAACAAAGAAGGGAAAAGCAAAGGAAAAAUUAAGAAAAUUGAAAAAGGUCGUAAAAAAGGAUGCCGAUAAAGAUGUAUACCAUAAAGUUCAUUUUAAUUAUCGCGGUACAGCAAAGAAAUUGUUUCGUUAA